Messenger RNA from Pteronotus mesoamericanus, 1239 nucleotides. RefSeq names its product inactive serine/threonine-protein kinase VRK3-like. Gene Ontology annotation, biological process: signal transduction; peptidyl-serine phosphorylation. Gene Ontology annotation, cellular component: nucleus; cytoplasm. Gene Ontology annotation, molecular function: ATP binding; protein serine/threonine kinase activity. The record is from RefSeq and is a predicted model, not a curated record. Lineage: Eukaryota; Metazoa; Chordata; Mammalia; Chiroptera; Mormoopidae.
AUGCCGGAUGCCGCACCCCCCGGCACCGAUCACACUCCAUCCCCGCUCGCUGCCCGUCAGGUGGGGCGUGCUCCGUACGAAGAUGCCAAGCCACCACCCCGAAGGCUCUCUGGGGCUCCUACAACCCAGGCACUCAGCACGCGUUCUCCGGGCGUCCACAUGGUCGGCAUCUGCUUUGAGAAGAACCAAGUGCCAUCCUGCCUCAAGGCCCUCAUCUGGGCAUCUCAAGCUCUCUGGACAAAUCUGUCCCUCUCCCCUGCACUUGCCCUGGUGAACCUGACAUGCCCUCCUUUGUCUACAGAGAAGCCUGAGGAGUCCCAGACCUUGGUCAGACCGCCUGUGUCAUCCUUCAGAGCUGAGUCCUUCUCUACCCGUGAGUCCAUCAGCGAGUCAAGUGCCCAGAAACAAAGAUUUUCACUUAAACUAGAUGCCAAGGAUGGGCGCUUGUUCAAUGAGCAGAACUUCUUCCAGCGGGCGGCCAAGCCUUUGCAAGUGACCAAGUGGAAGAAGCUGUCCUGGACGCCCCUGCUGGCCAUCCCCACCUGGGUCGUUCACCAGGACACGUACAGGUUCUCGGUGUUGCCCACGCUGGGGAGGAGCCUUCAGUCGGCCCUGAGUGACAACCGGAAGCCUAUGAUACCCAUGCUGUCUGUGUUCCAGAUGGCCCACCGGCGGCUGGACGCCCUGGAGUUCCUCCACGAGAAUGAGUAUGUUCACGGCAAUGUGACGGCUGACAAUAUCUUUGUGAACCCAGAUGACCUGAGCCAGGUGACCCUGGCAGCUUAUGGCUUCGCCUUCCGCUCUUCCCCGGCGGGCAGACAUGAGGCCUACGUGGAAGGCAGCAGGAGCCCCCGUGAGCGGGACCUGGAGUUCCUGCGCACGGACGCGCACCAGGGAUGCGGCCCCUUCCGCCGCAGUGAGCUCCCGACCUUGGGCUACUGUCUGCUGGAGUGGAUCUGCGGGAUGCCGUGGACAAAACACCUUCUCGACGUCGAGGCUCUCGUGAAGCUGAAACAGAAGCUCCUUGACGGCCCGGAGGCCCUCGUGGGACACCGCGGUUGCCGGAUGAGCCCCUCAGAGGCGCCGCAGGAGUCCCCGGAGGACAACCGGAAGGCGGUGGUGGCGCUCAGGGACGGCGAGAAGCCGCCCUGCGCCGUGCUGAGGGGCAAAUUGGAAGCCCUGCUGAAGAAGCUGCGGGCGUCGGCCUCCGACCCCCUGGACCUCCACAGGGCGCCUUAG